This is a messenger RNA of Salvia miltiorrhiza (redroot sage), 744 nucleotides long. RefSeq lists its product as uncharacterized. The record is from RefSeq and is a predicted model, not a curated record. The transcript has a single exon. The coding region runs from base 1 to 744 and encodes 247 amino acids. NCBI's taxonomy places the organism in Eukaryota, Viridiplantae, Streptophyta, Magnoliopsida, Lamiales, Lamiaceae.
AUGUCUUCCUCCUCAUCAAGCCACAAGGACGAGCGACGUGCUGAAGAAUUUUCCAAUCUUGUACAACAAUUUAACCAAAUUGUUCAAGAUAUUGGUGAUCCAGAAGAGCAACCUCGUCGUCGGCGACGAAGCGCGCGGAAGAAGGCUUUCAUUCGUCAGGACCGUGAAGCCGGCGCUGUACGUUUGCACGCGGAUUACUUUGAUGAAAAUCCAGUCUACCCCGACAACAUCUUCCGCCGCCGUUUUCGGAUGCGUCGUGCGUUGUUUUUGCGCAUCAUUAAUGCCGUCGCCUCCGAUCCAUACUUCCAACAACGCAUGGAUGCACUUGGGAGGCCCGGCUUCACGCCAUUGCAAAAAUGCAUUGUCGCUGUUCGUAUGCUAGCUAACGGUGGGGCAGCGGACCAAUACGACGAGUAUCUCUGGAUUGCAGAGUCCACAGCGUUGGAGUGCUUGCGGAGAUUCAGUCGUGCCAUUAUUCAACUCUUCGGCGCGGAGUACUUGAGGAGGCCGACUUCCGCUGACUGCCAACGGCUUCUAGCAAUGCACGAAGCGAAGCACGGCUUCCCGGGAAUGCUAGGGAGCCUUGAUUGCAUGCAUUGGGCGUGGAAGAAUUGUCCCAACGGCAUGGCAAGGCGCAUACACUCGCGGCGAUCAGGGGGAACCGACCAUCAUCCUCGAAGUUGUCGCCUCGCAAGAUCUAUGGAUCUGGCAUGCUUUUUUUGGGACUCCUGGUUCGAACAAUGA